AUGGAUUCCGCAAUAGAAGUGGACUCAGAUGAGUAUGAAUAUGAGUACCAUGAAACUGAGAUAGAGAGCUUUUAUCUAAACCUAGACCUCACAUCCGCCAAUGGCCCAAUCCGCCCUCCCCGCAAGUGGAAUGAGGAUCCACAAGAGCCAUAUCCUGUGAAUGAACCUCGUGAGGGCCUCAAUGACCCUGUCGACGAUGAUACAUAUGCAACUCUUGACAACGCCGAGGCGGGAACGUUGCCAGGCGAGCGAAUCCAGAUCCUCGGCCUCCACACGUGCAACCCGAUUAUUUCCUACCAAAAUCAAAUCUUCAGCUGCUCCUGGGCCGAUCAGAUCGGUACCGAGCUAGUCUUUACCCAUCCAGAUAUCGCUCCUGACACGGACUACCCACCCCUGCGACAGGGUCCUAGCUUCGAGCUGCUCGCCGCCAAUAGUGUCAAGAUUAUGGGCCGCAAAGCGAACAUCAUCUCCAGCUCUGGGCCAAGAUUGGUCCCCGAAAAUGCCAAUACUUCCAACUCUAUUCCAACCAAUACGGACCUAUCCAAUCCAUUACCUGCAGAUCCAGCGGGUAUGACCCUCGGACCGGAAAUCUCGACACACCAGUCCAGCUUCAUCCAGCGGUUGCAGCGCAUUAAGCACGCACAUGGUGAGGCAGAUGCUGUGCGCACAAUCAUGAGCACCCGGCGUAAUGCGACCCUUGCCGACCGUUUGAACGCGUGGGCUCGCACCGAAGCUCAAGUGGCCGAGAUCGCCAGCUUGAAUGAGCGGGCUGCGAAUGGAGAGGAGGAGGCGCUGGAUAUCCUGGAGAUGAUGAUUCGCCGACUUGAUGAGAAUGACUCCCAGAAUGCCUAUUGA
Messenger RNA from Penicillium odoratum, 855 nucleotides. Its product is annotated as TFIIIC subunit 6 family protein. The record is from RefSeq and is a predicted model, not a curated record. The transcript has 2 exons. The coding region runs from base 1 to 855 and encodes 284 amino acids. NCBI's taxonomy places the organism in Eukaryota, Fungi, Ascomycota, Eurotiomycetes, Eurotiales, Aspergillaceae.